Leptopilina boulardi is the source of this 2445-nucleotide messenger RNA. RefSeq lists its product as uncharacterized. Bases 1 to 2445 code for a protein of 814 amino acids. The record is from RefSeq and is a predicted model, not a curated record. NCBI's taxonomy places the organism in Eukaryota, Metazoa, Arthropoda, Insecta, Hymenoptera, Figitidae. The transcript has a single exon.
AUGGAGAAAGUUCCUUUUAUCAUCUAUGCCGACUGUGAAAGUUUACUUCUUCCCGUUGAAGAAGAUACAGAUAAUUUAAGUAAAACUGAAAUUUUCCAGCGCCAUAAAUUGCUUAGUAUAGGUUAUUAUGUAAAAUGUAGUUACGAUGACUCAUUGUCCGUGUAUGUACCGUGUCCGAGGCAGGAAAAUGAUCCUGCCAAGUGGUUUGCUGACGAGUUAAGGCAAUUUUCCGAGAAAAUUGAUAAUGUAUUUAAGAAUCCUAUUUCUAUGGAUGCCUUAACUCAUCAGCAAAUUGCUGAUUUUAAGAAAGCAAGCGUAUGCCAUAUUUGCCGUAAGAAUAUACCAGCUAAUGUUAAAAAGGUUCGCGAUCAUUGUCAUCUUACUGGCAAAUAUAGAGGUGCUGCGCAUGAAUCAUGCAACUUGAAUUAUCAUGAGUGCCAAAUCGUACCCAUUGUAUUUCAUAAUUUAAGUGGGUACGAUGCACACUUUACAAUUCAUGCUGUAUCGACGAGCUUUGAAGGUCGAGUUGACCUCCUCCCCUUGAACAAGGAGAAAUAUAUCUCCUUUACGAAAAAUAUCAAGGGGAGUGUGGUUAAAUUACGCUUCAUUGACUCGUUUAGAUUCAAGGCAGCAUCUCUAGAAAAAUUAGCGUCAUAUCUUGACGAAUAUAAAAUUGUUGAAUCCGUAUUUGCCAGUACGGUGACAGAUCGCGAAAAAAUUAAAUUAUUAACGAGAAAAGGUGUCUUCCCUUACGAGUAUUUAGACUCGCGAAGUAAGUUGGAUGACACCGAAUUACCAGCUAAAGAGAGAUUCUAUAGUACUCUCUAUGAUGCUGGUAUAUCCGAUGGUGAAUAUGAGCAUGCGCAAAAAGUCUGGUCUGAAUUUAAUUGUCAAACCUUUAACGAUUACGUUCACCUUUAUAUGAAAACAGACGUGUUAUUACUCACCGAUGUCUUUGAGAACUUUCGCGAACAAUGUUUAAACGCGUACAGGUUAGAUCCAGCACACUAUUAUACUACCCCCGGUUUAACUUGGGAUGCUAUGCUCAAAUAUACGGGCAUAACAUUGCAACUUAUAACCGAUAUAGACAUGAUGAUGUUUAUUGAGUCGGGUAUCAGAGGUGGUAUUAGCCAGUGUUGUAACCGUUACGCUAAAGCGAACAAUCCCUAUAUGGAUCAGUUCGAUCCUACGCAAGACACCCAAUAUAUUAUGUAUUUUGACGCGAAUAAUUUAUAUGGUUGGGCAAUGGCACAAGCGCUACCAAUUGGUGGUUUCAAGUGGAUUGCCAACCCAGACGAGACCUUUAACUUCAACGUACCCGACGACUCUUCAGUCGGGUACAUUUUGGAAGUCGAUCUCGAAUAUCCCGAGAGCCUUCACGAUUCUCAUAAAAACAUACCGUUUUGCGCAGUUAAUGCAAAACCUCCCAUGUCUAAGCAGGAGAAAUUACUCACAACUCUCCUGCCUAAAGAGAAGUACGUGAUGCAUUAUCGUGCAUUGAAACAGGCUCUCGGGAACGGUCUCAAACUAGUCAAAAUACAUCGGGUGCUCCAAUUCAACCAAUCACAAUGGUUGAAACCCUAUAUAGACUAUAAUACUGCCAUGCGAACAACUCCAAAAAAUGAAUUUGAAAAGAAUUUAUUCAAAUUAAUGAAUAACGCAGUGUAUGGUAAGACCAUGGAAAAUGUUCGCAAGCAUGUAGACAUUAAAUUGGUUACACACUGGUUCGGCAGAUAUGGUGCCGAAGCCCUCAUCUCUCGGCCCAAUUUCCACAGUCGUGCAAUAUUCGAUGAAGACCUUGUGGCCAUCGAAUUACGAAUGACUGAGGUCCUACUCAAUAAACCGAUUUAUGUGGGUUUAAGUGUGUUGGAUGUCUCGAAAACGCUUGUCUAUGACUUUCACUACAGUUACAUGCUUCCGAAAUAUGGUGAAGCAUGUAAACUGUUGUAUACAGACACUGACAGUCUAGUGUACGUAGUGAAAUGUCAAGACAUAUAUAAAGAUAUGAAAGAAGACAUCCACAAGUUCGACACAUCUGACUAUCCGGUAAACAAUGCGUAUGGUAUUCCGCAAGUCAACAAAAAAGUUCUCGGCCUAAUGAAGGACGAGUGCAAUGGUAAAAUUGUUACUGAAUUUGUUGGCUUGCGGAGUAAAAUGUAUAGCAUACGCGUUGAAGGUGAAGAUUUCGUUAAGAAAGCUAAAGGCAUUAAAGCGGGAGUCGUCAAAAAGUCUAUUCAUUUUGACGAUUACGUUGAAUGCUUGCGUGAUUUUAAGAUUCAGACUAGAACUCAAUACAACAUUAGGUCACGGUUACAUAAUAUAGAAACUGUUAAACAAGUUAAAGUAGCAUUAAGUCCAUAUGACGAUAAAAGAUACUUGCUUACCGAGAGUACCGAUACUCUACCCUGGGGUCACUACAGGAUCCCAGAAAUCGAAGAAUUGUAA